UGCAUCAAAAACAUCGCGACGAGACUUGUUUGGCAGCGGCGCAGCGCCCGUCAACACAUGCACGCGCCAGGUCGGCGUCAUUGUCGCUGAGCAGCGAAUAAGCUAUUCAGUCAUGCCCAGGAUCGUCCGACAUCGGCAGCCGACGAUUCAGUCACACGCCAAGGAUGCGUUGCUUGCGCUGCAUGAACGAUUCGAGGUGGUUGACCUUGACGAGGUCUCACGAACUUGGGUGGUGCCGAUGGGUGUAGUUUUGAACCUUGUGUACUGGUUGUGUUGCUAUCGAGUCUUCAUGUCUCAAUCAAGUCCAGACGUGGUGUUUGAGAGUCGUGGUGGGGGUUCAGCUAUGCCGACAAGAUGGGUGACUCGGUGGGUAUGUGAUGCUCGAUCUCUUGGACAAAGCUAAUGACGAGGCAUCGACGACUCUGUUCUUCAUGACGCUUGCAAGCUUCCUCAAUGUUUACUACCUGCUUUCUCGGCGGCGGACAUAUCAUGUGCAAGCACCCGCUGCUGUAAGCUUGCCUGGAUCACCGGAUGAUCGACCCAGUUCAUCUGCAGCGAAAGCAAUGGUGAUCUGGGAGCCAUCGCUGCCGUCGCUGCGUCUCUUCAGCAUCUUGAGUCCGCUUCAUCUCUUCAUUACAUGGCAGCUCUGUCUGUCACCCUAUCUGCUCUUCACACUGCUCGCACUAUCUGCCACGCUCCUCGGCGCACUUCAUCUGUUCAUGCAGCAUGUUCAGCACAAGCAGCGUCUAUAUGGCCAUGUCUUUAGCGAGUAUGAUCGCACGUUUGUUGAACCACGCCUCAACAUUAUGAAGCGCGAUGUUGGCUGCGGCACGUCACCAGAUGAGCAGGGCGUUUAUGUGGAAGUGCAUACUCCGAAGGUUGGCAUUUUGGACAGUCGCAGGGAACGUGGGAUCCCGAAGAGCGCAAGUAUGGUCAGGAUGCAUGAUUGGGAACAGACUACGGGUGGUGACUUGCCAUCAACUCCUGUGCUUUGGCGUCAACAGCCCCAAUUGUCUGGGAUUUCUUCUCCUGCGAAAGGUAUGAGUGCUCUGCAGAGUCCUGUGCGUCGUGGUCGGUCGCCGAUGAAGCCUGCUGGGUGGCGGUCUUCUGCCCCUGGUGCGAUCGGGUCUCCUGCGCCGGUCUUUGCUGGAGGGGUACUUGGCACUCAGCGCAAGCCAAGGACAGUCCCUUCUCAGCUGCGGGAUGAGUGAGAUGAGCCAGAGUGCCUCCUUACUGUCGCUCAGUGGAUGCUGCUGCCGUCCCAUCUCGCCAUUUCCUGUUUCUCCGGGGCUGCGGAACAAUUUCACUUCCAGGCGCUUUGAGUUUGUUCGAGAUUUGCAGCGCGAGGGCGGCAACGGAAACACUCAAGGGCGC
Molecule: messenger RNA, 1374 nt
Organism: Protomyces lactucae-debilis
Lineage: Eukaryota; Fungi; Ascomycota; Taphrinomycetes; Taphrinales; Protomycetaceae
Exons: 1
Coding region: 378-1211 (277 amino acids)
Biological process (GO): maintenance of rDNA; regulation of exit from mitosis
Source: RefSeq, a predicted model, not a curated record